AUGGCUACCGACAAGGGACUCGAGGAUGUUCCCGAGGGACACAUCGAGUCCAACUACGAUGAGACUGUUGACUCUUUCGAUGACAUGAACCUCAAGUCUGAGCUUCUCCGUGGUAUCUACGCCUACGGUUUUGAGCGUCCCUCUGCUAUCCAGAUGCGCGCUAUCAUGCCCGUCAUCAAGGGCCACGAUGUCAUUGCCCAGGCCCAGUCUGGUACUGGCAAGACGGCUACCUUCUCCAUCUCCACCCUUCAGAAGAUCGACCCUGCUGUCAAGCAGUGCCAGGCUCUCAUCCUUGCUCCCACCCGUGAGCUGGCCCAGCAGAUCCAGAAGGUCGUCGUCGCCAUUGGUGACUUCAUGAACAUUGAGUGCCACGCCUGCAUUGGUGGUACCUCUGUCCGUGACGACAUGAAGGCCCUCCAGGACGGCCCCCAGGUCGUCGUCGGUACCCCCGGCCGUGUCCACGACAUGAUCCAGCGUCGCUUCCUCAAGACCGACUCCAUGAAGAUGUUCGUUCUCGACGAGGCCGAUGAGAUGCUUUCUCGCGGUUUCACCGACCAGAUCUACGACAUCUUCCAGCUCCUUCCCCAGUCCACCCAGGUUGUCCUGCUCUCUGCUACCAUGCCCCAGGACGUUCUCGAGGUCACCACUCGCUUCAUGCGCGACCCCGUCCGUAUCCUGGUCAAGAAGGACGAACUCACCCUGGAGGGUAUCAAGCAGUUCUACAUUGCUGUUGAGAAGGAGGAGUGGAAGCUCGACACCCUCUCUGACCUGUACGAGACUGUCACCAUCACCCAGGCCGUCAUCUUCUGCAACACCCGCAGAAAGGUCGACUGGCUCACCGACAAGCUCACUGCCCGUGACUUCACCGUCUCCGCCAUGCACGGUGACAUGGACCAGGCUCAGCGUGACCUGAUCAUGAAGGAGUUCCGUUCCGGCUCCUCCCGUGUCCUGAUCGCCACUGACCUUCUGGCCCGUGGUAUCGAUGUCCAGCAGGUCUCCCUCGUCAUCAACUACGACCUUCCCGCCAACCGCGAGAACUACAUCCACCGCAUCGGUCGUGGUGGUCGUUUCGGUCGUAAGGGUGUCUCCAUCAACUUCGUCACCGCUGAGGACGUCCGUAUGAUGCGUGAGAUUGAGCAGUUCUACAGCACUCAGAUCGAGGAGAUGCCCAUGAACGUUGCCGACCUCAUCUAA
Messenger RNA from Akanthomyces muscarius, 1194 nucleotides. RefSeq lists its product as uncharacterized. Lineage: Eukaryota; Fungi; Ascomycota; Sordariomycetes; Hypocreales; Cordycipitaceae. Bases 1 to 1194 code for a protein of 397 amino acids. The record is from RefSeq and is a predicted model, not a curated record. The transcript has 4 exons. Gene Ontology annotation, molecular function: RNA binding; RNA helicase activity; ATP binding.